CGCGCUGGGCUCCGCGCGCCCUCCGCCCCCCUCUAUGAGGCAGAGGCCGCGGCGGCCGUUAGCGCUGUCGCUCCGGGGGCCGCGGCGGGCGGGGCUCCGGCGGGGCCCGGCCUAGUCCCCACCCCAGCCCGGCUCCCAGCCGCCCGCCCUCCCCCUCCCUCUCCCCGAUGCAGGGGGCCGAGCUCCGGGACGGCGAGGCGGCGGCGGCCGCCGCUUCGUACCGCGUCCUGAGCCGCCUGCUCGGCUAUGGAGAGGCGGUCCCCGAGCCAGGCCCGCCGCCGCCGCCCCCGGGCCAUGGUCCCCCGCCGCCACCCUUCCUCGCGCGGCCCGGCCCGCGGGGCUCCCGGCCGCCGCAGCUGAUGGUGUUCCGCAACGUGGGUCGGCCGCCGGAGGAGGAGGACGCGGAGGCGGCCCCGGAGCCGGGACCCUCGGAACUGCUGUGUCCCCGGCACCGCUGUGCCCUGGACCCCAAGGCCCUGCCGCCGGGGUUGGCGCUCGAGCGGACCUGGGGCCCGGCGGCUGGACUGGAGGCGCAGUUGGCGGCUCUGGGGCUCGGGCAGCCGGCGGGGCCGGGGGUCAAGACGGUCGGUGGGGGUUGCUGCCCGUGCCCGUGCCCGUGUCCCCCGCAGCCGCCCCCUCCGCAGCCCCAGCCGCCUGCUGCCGCCCCGCAGGCCGGGGAGGACCCCACGGAAACGAGCGACGCGCUGUUGGUCCUGGAGGGCUUGGAGUCGGAGGCCGAGAGCCUGGAGACGAACAGCUGCUCGGAAGAGGAGCUCAGCAGCCCGGGCCGCGGAGGAGGGGGUGGCCGGCUUCUGCUGCAGCCCCCGGGUCCCGAAUUACCCCCGGUGCCCUUCCCGAUGCAGGACUUGGUCCCCCCAGGGCGCUUGGGUAGAGGGGAGCCGCAGCAACCGCCCCCGCCCCCGCCUCCUCCCGGGCCCCUCCGGCCACUGGCGGGCCCUUCUCGGAAGGGCUCCCUCAAAAUCCGCCUCAGUCGCCUCUUUCGCACGAAGAGCUGCAACGGCGGCUCCGGCGGCGGGGAUGGGGCCGGCAAGAGGCCUUCUGGAGAGCUGGCUGCUUCUGCUGCGAGCCUGACAGACAUGGGAGGCUCUGCGGGCCGGGAGCUGGACGCGGGGAGGAAACCCAGGUUGACAAGAACUCAAAGUGCCUUUUCUCCGGUCUCCUUCAGCCCCCUGUUCACAGGUGAAACCGUGUCGCUUGUGGACGUGGACAUCUCUCAGCGGGGCCUGACCUCUCCACACCCUCCAACUCCCCCUCCUCCUCCGAGAAGAAGCCUCAGCCUCCUAGAUGAUAUCAGUGGGACGCUGCCUACAUCUGUCCUUGUGGCUCCGAUGGGGUCUUCCCUGCAGUCUUUCCCCCUACCUCCGCCUCCUCCACCCCAUGCCCCAGAUGCGUUUCCCCGGACGGCUCCCAUCCGAGCAGCUGAAUCCCUGCACAGCCAGCCCCCCCAGCAUCUCCAGUGUCCCCUCUACCGGCCCGACUCAAGCAGCUUUGCCGCCAGCCUUCGAGAGUUGGAGAAGUGUGGUUGGUACUGGGGACCAAUGAAUUGGGAAGAUGCAGAGAUGAAGUUGAAAGGGAAGCCAGACGGCUCUUUCCUGGUACGAGACAGCUCUGACCCUCGCUACAUCCUGAGCCUCAGUUUCCGGUCACAGGGUAUCACCCACCACACAAGAAUGGAGCACUACAGAGGAACUUUCAGUCUGUGGUGUCACCCCAAGUUUGAGGAUCGUUGUCAGUCGGUGGUGGAAUUCAUCAAGAGAGCCAUCAUGCACUCCAAGAAUGGGAAGUUCCUCUAUUUCCUGAGAUCCAGGGUUCCAGGACUACCACCAACUCCAGUCCAGCUGCUCUACCCUGUGUCUAGAUUCAGCAAUGUCAAAUCCCUCCAGCACCUUUGCAGAUUCCGAAUCCGACAGCUCGUCCGGAUAGAUCACAUCCCAGAUCUCCCACUGCCUAAACCUCUGAUCUCUUAUAUCCGAAAGUUCUACUACUAUGAUCCUCAGGAAGAGGUGUACCUGUCUCUAAAGGAAGCGCAGCUCAUUUCCAAACAGAAGCAAGAGGUCGAACCCUCCACGUAGCAAGGGGCCCCCUGCUGAUGGCCACCAAGGGCAUUUGGUUGCCAAGCUCCAGUUUUGAAGAACCAAAUGAAGCUACUGUGGAAGGGGGAGUGAGGAGAAACGAGGGAGUUGGAAGGGCUGAGAUCCUCCGUGCGAAGACUUUGGUCCCCCUCGCAGCCCUGGGGCUUGGAAGAAGCACACGACCACACUCUGUGCGCGGGGCUCCACCUCGUCACGCCCAGCCCCUGCGCUACCCUGGAGCUGGACGAGCUCCUCGGAAAACUGGAAGAAGUCUCAACACUGUUCCUUUUUUAGAUGUUUUGUUUUGGAUAUUUGCAUUUCUCGGUAUGGAAAACUUCCUUUAAAGGCAGCUGGGGUCUGUGCCCAUUGGACUGGAAGUGGUGCCAAGGGUGAGCCAGGUCCGAGGGAGGGGAGGGGAGGGAGGGGAUUGCCAGUGACGGUCAUUCAGCCAGUGCCAAAGGCGGAGUGUGAGUGUUCACCGUUGACCUUGAAGAAGGGAAGAGAAGGAGUCAGAAGUGCAAAUCGAGUUGGGAGUUUCUGAGGGAUGAGGAUCCUCUUCUGUUUGAGCAUGGGUAGCUUCAGUGGGAGCAGGGAAGAAGCGAGGGUGGGUAGUCUCGAAUAGAAGAUUGCUGAAGAAGAACUGGCAGAGGGCCUCUGGGGGGAAAGCAGGGAUGCCUCACAUCCUUUUCCUUUAAAGUUUAGGAACCUGGUUUCAGAGUCACCUCUCAUAGAAGCUGUGUUAGUUUUGUCAUACUGAAUUCCUCAGUUUUGUGACCUCAAGUCAGUCCCGUUCUUCCUCCACCCUCCUCCCCUCCCCUUGAGAUAACUGUACAUUUCACUCUGAUCAUGGUAGCAUCAUUCCUGUUGCUUCUGCCAGCUGCCAAGGCAAUAGAGCAAUCGACUUCCUCAUCACCUGAGCGGUUGAGAGCCCUAAUCAUGAGCUGCUAAAGUUAAUGGAGCAUGCUUCCAGAUUCUUAAUGGCAGACUGUACCCAUGACUUAGGAGUCAGUGUUACUUACCUCCAUAUGUCUCUCAGCGAGUGAGAGGGAAUAUGGAGAAUGGGGAGAAACGAAGCUCUCGUGCUAGCGCUCUUCCGAGAAGCUCUCCAGUGUCUCAGCCUUAAUGGAGUGUCUUUGGAUCAGAGAGGAGGAGAGCAUUGGAUCUCGUGUUUUUAGGUUUAUCCCUGUUGUCCCACUUCUGGGAUGGGAGGUAGCAAGGGCUUUUUUAUUUUCCUGUUUUUUCUAGCAACCUAAACAUUUUCCCGAGUCUGAUCCUGUUUGCCUCCCCCUUCAUUGGGAAGUCUGUCUGGUGCUGAUUUGGGAGUUGUCCACCUUCCAGACAGAAAUGGAGGAGUGGAGUGGGGGGGUGAAGCUCCGCUGUGUUUCAUGGUUGUUGAGUUUUUCUGAAGUGGGCCGUUGUCAAGUCAUACGAUAUUAUGAGUUUGCUUUUCUGUAGAGUUACUCUGGGGAGAGGUUUGCUGUUAAGAUGUGAAGAUUGAGCUGUUUGCGUGUUUACUGCUCUUUUUCGUACAUGUUCCAUUAGCCUGCCUGGUUCCCCUGGGUUUAUAUCUGCCUCGUUUCAUGAGAUAAAUGAUAUCUUCAGGUUUGUGGUUUCCUGAUGGUUUGGGGUGAGGCCCCAGUGUCUUGGUAAUUUAUAGGACUGCCUCAUCUGGAAGCGCUGGCCUUCUGCCUUAUGUCUUGCAUAGAAUGACCAGUCUUCCUCCUUAUAGUGGGACAGGAAGGAAAUGUGCAUUGUUUUCUGUCUGGAAAGAGGGGGUCACAAAAUGAGCUUCGUGGCAUAAACAUAGCCCACCUCUGAUUUGUCAUGAGGCACCUCUUUUCUGCUUGGGUCCAGUGGGAGUGUCACCAACCAGUGAAGACAGUGGUCCCGGAAAUUGGCUGAACCUGUGAGUCUUGCUUCUUGAGGGUGCGGAUGAACUUGCCGUCUUGCAGAAAGUGCCCCCCAACUCGAGAGCCCGCAGUCUGCGAUCCAUCGGGAUCCUUGAGUAGCUGACGUGCUGCUCUUUGGGUUUUUUGGGGCUUUUUUCUUUUAGACAUUUCAGCCACCCAUACUUUAAAAAAGAUUCUUUUUUUAUAGUGUGUUUUAAUGCAUUUCCCUGGCUCUGGGUUAGAUACUGUGGGAAACACAAGAGGGGAAAGACACCAUAUCUGGCCUAAGGGAGCUUUUAAGUGACUGCCCCACGUGCAGCAGCUGCAGAAUGACUCUGUGUGGCAGCAAGAACCAAGGGCUAUCUUUAAAGAAAUUCAGCUGGGUAAGAUCAGGACAGACCAUAUGGUCUGGGAGAGCUCUGUGGCAGUGAGGCCUUCGGGUCCUAGGCGAGGGUAAGACAGACAGGAAAAACACACAACAGAAACAUGGAAACAGCAAUCUGCAGGGUGUUCUGAACAGGACACAGCCCCAGCUUAGGCGACAGUGUCAGUCACUCCUUUCUCAGGGCCUGUGGUUUCGAUGGAAACUUCUAGUCAUCAGGCAAGUCUCAGUGCUGAGGGCUUGUGAUGGUGAAGUGGAAUCCAAAGCCAGAAGUUGGCUGGUUCCUGCCCGUGGCCAGGGGCCUCACUGCUCUCAGUGUAGUCCAGGGAGGGAGGCAGAGCCCUUGUACCCCUUGUGGUACCAGGGGUUUCCACUGGACAAUUCCUGCAAUCAGGUCCAGAACCAAACCAGCUGAGGAGGCAUGAUCCAAGCUCACCACCAUCCUUCUUUCUCCUUCUGGGAGAGCGUAGUAUGCACAUGUGUCCGUGAUUUGUGUGUGUGCUAGUCAUGGCCCAGGCUAUAGCCUAGACCUUCCUCAGUAGAUCAAGACAGUUACACAGGGAGAGA
Messenger RNA from Lontra canadensis (Northern American river otter), 4931 nucleotides. RefSeq names its product suppressor of cytokine signaling 7 (gene SOCS7). Bases 168 to 2093 code for a protein of 641 amino acids. Gene Ontology annotation, cellular component: phosphatidylinositol 3-kinase complex. Gene Ontology annotation, biological process: intracellular signal transduction; phosphatidylinositol phosphate biosynthetic process. Gene Ontology annotation, molecular function: 1-phosphatidylinositol-3-kinase regulator activity. NCBI's taxonomy places the organism in Eukaryota, Metazoa, Chordata, Mammalia, Carnivora, Mustelidae. The transcript has 10 exons. The record is from RefSeq and is a predicted model, not a curated record.